UGAGCACUGACUGGUCCACUUCAGUCACUGUCGUGAUCCCGUUCGCUUCGCGUGUGAUUGUUUUUUUCGUGAGUGAGGAUAUCGGAUAAAAAAUAGACUCACCUGAACUUUGAAUUACUGUGCUUCGCCUUUGAAAGAUCAUCGUAGUGAACUGUGCAAAACAACGCCCUUGGGUAAUUUCUAAUGCACUGAUAAACGGGUUGCUUUGAUGCAUGGUGUGGGUGAUAAAUAUUCAUCGAAUAAAGAGAGAUAAUUUACCGACUGUUUUCCCGCAUAUCUUUGGGUGUUGUAAAAUUGUAUCAAACCACGCAAGCGUAACCUAAUCAGCCUCCGCUGUAUUUUGUGUCUGCUUCUUGUGCUCUUCUUAUUGUUGCGACACGCAUACAGUCGAAUCGCAACACUUGAAUAUUUACCUGUGGUCUCUUCUGGGCUGGAACACGCUGAUGACUGUGGUGGGCACAAAGUAGGCUGCGCAGAUUCUGGAAAGGGUUUUAUUUGACUCGGCGCGCAGUGUUGGCCUGAUCUACCUUUCUGUACCAACCGUCAUCACUAUCAUCAUCAUCGCCAUGGUUGCAUAAACAGGAAUGUGGUGUUCUGUGGUGUGUGAAGUUCAAACUUCGAGUAGCGAUCAGCCGAGUGAUACCUCAACGGAAAAUGUGAUGAAGUGAAAAGGUCAAAUCGUGUACGGGGAGGAAACGGGUGAAGUCUUAACUCAAAUCGGGAUUAGCUGCAGGCAGAAAGACGAAUUUGUGUGUUUACCGUGUCGCAGCAAGGCGUUGGAAUUCUGUUGCAGGAAUCCGAGAAACGGUGUAUAGAAGCGACGAAGAAAAACAGGUGCGAUAUUUAGACACUGUGCUCUGGAGGCGGCGAAUGAUGUGCAUGAGAACAUGUGAGUGAGUUGAGCUAAGCAUGAGCUAAGAGGGAUCGGUGGAAGAAGGAAAUCGUUAAUCCCCGGAAAAAGAGUUAUUCUAAAGUGCUGGAUGAUCGUGCGUUAUUGGGCAGUGUUUUAUUUUUUCUCGAGAAGUGGCAAAGUAGCGGUUAAUUGCCAGAGGAGAAUAAUUUGUGCCUUGUUUUAAACGGGAUUGAAGAGGAAUUCGCUGCUGGAUCGGAAUGUUAAUGACCCACGCAUCGAACCGGACCGACCGUAGUGUCAACAUCCAUUCAUUUUCGGUUUCGGAAUUCCAUUUGAAUUGACAAUUUGUGACGCGAGCGAGCGCGAAACGCCUACUACAACAAUAACACGGCAAGCGCAGCAUUUUGUCGGGAGUUUUCAGCCCCAGUGCAUUGUGCAUUAUUGAAAAGAAGAAACAACGUUAACAUAAUUUCGAGCAGAACGACCGGAAAAUUCAACUUAACUGCAGAAAAAAAUAACAACAAAAUUCGAGUGAAAAAUACAACGCUUACUCAGGCCGCGCGCCAUUGUCGUGAUCGUGUUUUGGUUUGCUGCUGAAUGUAACAACUUACCAACCAUUCACCGUGGCCUGCUGAGCCUGCUGGAAAAAAAAAAAGAAAAAGAAGUGUGGUGCAACCGAAGAGGGAAAAGAAGAGUGAUUGUUCGUUCGCAAUUAAAGCAUACCUGGCAGCCAGGUGUGGCAUGAGGUAAUAUUAGAAGCCGCGUGUGCAGUCUGAAGUUUCGGAAAAUAAGAAGUAAAAGCAGUCGAGUCGAGUCGGUGUCAGAGACUCGAAAGCUCGUAAGGAAAUUUACAAGCCCGGUGUGGUGUAAUUUGUACCGAUUUGAGAUCGACCAGAAAAAAGUUACAAACGAAAGUCAUUUACCUUAAAAGUUGUGCUCAGUGUGAAGCAAAAGGAAGCAGUGCAGUGCAUUGAUUGGGAACCAAGUGUCCAACUGUGAAAGCAAAUCAGUGCGAGUUGCGUGCCAAAGAUUGGACCCAUCGUAGUAGUCGAGUUAGCAAAGCAACCACAGGCCAAGGGAGCGGUUUUUUUUGAAACAGUUGCUGUUACCAACAAGUUUGUUCCUUUCAAUCUGCCUACUGUGGCAAACUGUCAAGGAACCGGUUUGCAAAUUUGUUGCUGCGUAACAGCCUCACCCAAGCAAGCGGCGAGCGCGACAUCUAAAUUCAAAGGCAGAUCUUCAUCAGCGAAGUGCCGGCAAAUUGAUCUGAACUCCCGAAAUCGAUCGUUCACCACUACAAGCGUGCUUCUGCCGGGUGGCAAACAAAAGAGAAGUGCUUAUCAGGGCGCGGAAGAGAGCGGAAGCAGCCGAGUGCAAGAGCCCACUACGAUGCGAUCCACAUUGGUGGCGAGGUGUUGGUUGGGUUCGCGUCCUACCACCUGCUGCUACUGCUUCACCGUCAUCGCAGCAAUCGGCGAUUGUUACCGAAAUACACACCAGUGUUGUUAAUUUGGUGUGGCAGCCAACUUGGAUCGCACCGCGCGGAAGAGGGGGUGUAACUUCCGUAUGACCUGUACGCGUGAAGACCCCUCAUCCGAGCCCCUCGCCGUUCAAGUGCUUUCGGAUAUUCGGAACUACUUCACCAGUUCCAACUAGAGUAAACCUCUCUCUCCCACCCAUUGAUCAUCGUCAUCGGUCAUCGUUAUCUCGCUGCUUGGUUACCGAUCAUAGCGCGAACGCAAACACGCGAAAACGGCUACCUCCGUCUACAGCUCGCUAAUUAUCGCUGGCACAAGCGAAGACGAUCGGCAAGAGGAUCGGCCCAAUCAUCGCCACCAUCAUCAUCAUCAUCAUCGGAAGAAACAUCGUCGGCCCUGGGGUGGCACAGGCGGAGGUCGUGGAGCAGGGAGUGGCGGUCCGGACCGAAACUUGAGCUUCGAUAUCGGCAAAAUGGAGCACUCGGAUUUAGUUAGCGAGAUGGCUCAGGUCGAGCAUCUUUCAACGCAGGAUCGGCUGCACCUCGCGCGGAUGCGCCGGGCCCAACAGCUGAAGGUGGCCAAACAGCGCGAGAAGGAAUGGCUCAAGGCCCAACGGAGCAAGGAAAGGAUGGCACAACAGCAGCACAUGUCCACCUACAAGCGGCACAUCACCUUCGAGGACAGCGUGGUCCUGUUGGAGGCCGCAGCCCGGAACGAUAUUGCCGAGGUGGCCAAACUGCUGCAGAAGGGCGUAACUCCGGACGCAACCAACAUGGACGGUCUAACGGCACUGCACCAGUGCUGCAUCGACGACAACGCGGAAAUGUUGAACCUUCUGCUGGACUACGGGGCCAACGUGAACGCUCAGGAUAGCGAAAGGUGGACACCACUACAUGCUGCCGCUACCUGCGGACACCUGAAUCUGGUCAAGAUACUGAUAGGGCGGGGUGCAAACCUGCUUUCGGUGAACGCCGACGGUAACAUGCCGUACGACAUAUGCGACGACGAGGAGGCCCUGGACUACAUCGAGGCGGAAAUGUCCAAACGGGGCGUCACGCAGGAGCUGAUCGACGAGACGCGAGCGGCGACCGAGACGCAGAUGCUCAAGGAUCUGCAGGACACGGCCGCCCAGGGUGGGGAUCUGGAAGUACCUGAUAGUCAGGGCGCGACGCCGCUUCACAUAGCGUCGGCCAAUGGCUACACGAGAGUGGUUGAGUUCCUAUUAGAGCAGCAUGUAUCGACGGACGCAGUGGAUCACGACCUGUGGACUCCGGUGCAUGCUGCUGCCUGUUGGGGUCACCUCGAAGUCCUGGAGAUGCUAGCGCAAAGUGGCGCUGAUUUGAAUGCCAAAAACAAAAACGAUGAAACACCUUCUGACAUUUGCGAAGAUCCGGAAAUUCGCGAGCGGAUAGAGCAGCUCAAAUCGGAACAGGAGAGCAAACGACUGGCCGAAGCCCAGCGGAAGCGGGUGCGGCGAUCCCAAAGCAAUAACACCAGAGCCCAAUCGGUGCGGCGGACGUCCCUUCGGGACAAGGGUCUCACCACCAAGAAGGACGCCGUCGAGGAAGCCCGGUUCCGGUUGCAGGCACAAGAGGGCUACACGACACCGGAUGGGCCGACACCAAACACUAACCCCAACAACAGCUCAACGACAAACGCCGUCGUCAAUAACAGCACCAACAACAAGAAUGCCAGCAAUGGUCAUCUAAACUCUGUAAAUAACAAUAACAUCAACGCCACCAAUAACGGUAACUGCACGACGUUGAAUAACGGACUGAACAACAAUACUCGUUACAACAAUCAUCUCAACAAUAAUCACAACAAUAACAACAUCAGCAGUAGCAAAGACCACAAUUACGGUCCCCCUUCUGCGGCAGCGACGAACCCCUCUUCGACGACCUCUUCGGCGUACUCCUCGCUCAAUCAGUACGACCGGCGGUCGCCAGAGGGCAAGGACAAUGAUUCCUACAUGAGCGAAUCCAGCGUCGGCGGCGGAAAGAUGCUGAACAACAACAACAAUCUGAACAACAAUAACAACAACAGCAAGAUACUAGCCUUAUCAUCCUCCUCUCCAUCCUCCACAGUCAAUGGUAAUCUAGUCAGUAGCAGUAGUAGUAGUAGCAAUAGCAAUAGCAAUCAACCGAACAUUCCAAAUACGGGUGCCGUGGUACCGGCUUCGACGACGACGACGACUACGACGGAAGUGUACUCCACCUCCAACAACGAGAACGGCAAGAUCAACGUCCAGGUGACGGUUCUAGUGGGUGAGUACCGGAAGUCCCUCCUCCACGACUGCUACGGCGGCGAGUACAAGUCCGAUGCGAGAACCUUAGCGGACCUGAAGAAGCACCGAUCGCAGAACCGAUCCAGCGUCAGCCCGGAAAACGGAUCGCUCCUGAGUGCGCAGAGUUUGGGCAGUUUGACGACCGGCCCCAACGGGCAACCCCUGGAGCUGUCCCUGGUGUCCACCACGACUUCCUCAGACCAUCAAUACUCGUCGUUGCAUGGCAACGGAAACGGUAGCCUGAUGAGUGCCAGCGGCAUCGACAAGGGCGGCGGUAUUUCGACGGUGAGUUCCGGAAAUGGAUCGCUGGUGAUGAGUGCAGCGGCGACUGCUGGUUCUGACGCCGGCACGCCCAGUGGGACGCUGAACAAAUUCAGCGGAAAUACCAGUGACGUAGUCAGUGAUAGCACCCGCUCCCGACGCUGCUGCGUGGUGAUGUAAGCCAGGAGGGGUAAGUGACAGUUAUGUAUACGUCAUAUCAGUUCUCCGAACGGAAAUCCAAGCAAGCAAAGGAAGCAAUACGCGACCAGAUCAAUGCGCUGAGAAGAGGAACAGGAGGUGAAUUAGCGAAACAAGUGAGAUAGAGUACCUAGGGUUAUAGCUGGCAAGCAACUGAAAGUUGUGAUAUAUACGAUUUGUGGUUUACACGUAUUAUAGUUUUUUUUUUUUUGCAUAGGUUAGGUUCGAUUUUUUCGCGCGUUUCCUUGCUUGCUUCUCCCCUCGUGGAGAGAUGUAGAUAUAUUUGUAUAAAUUGUAAUUGUGUAUAGGUAUUGUACAUGAAAUUAUUGAUCCCUUUUUUUUCGUCCUUGCUCCAUCAUUGUCUUCCCCGAUGGUUAGGAAAAAAUAAUAUUUAUACCAUCGGCUUCACCAUUUUAAACCACUUCAAGCAGAAACACAGAACGCAGUAUUCAGAAUAGUACUUAACACAGAUUCAUCAUUACUGUCGGUAUUAGCUAGGUUUUCGACUGUAUUUGUUCUCGUUUUCCAUUUGUUUUCCUGGCCUACUUACUGAAGGGUAUAUAGUCUUGUCAAAAUGAAAUGUCAAAGAUAGCAUUCGAAUAGCGACGUAAGCAGCAACAAGUGUCGAUCGUGUCUUCGAGUUUCAAACACAUGUUUUGUUCUAAUGAAAUAUAAUUUAUUUUGUUUUUCUAUUGUUGAUUGUACAGCUAAACCUCAUUUUUCGUUCAGUUUUUGUACGCUCUCUCUUUUACCUUUUUACGCUCCAAAUUCCAACUUACGUUCCCUCUUUUUACGCUCCAAAAUGAUGACGACCCACGAGAAUCAACGUAACAUGGGUAUUCCUGGAACAGGACCUAUGAGUAGAUGCCAGAAAUCGAAGUCUGACGCCAAUUUGGAAACCAAGAUGGCGACUUCUGGUUUGUGAAAAUCACUUUGAACCCAUGCAAUACGAGUAUUUUUGGAACGAGACCGAUGCCGGAAAUUGAUGUCUGAGACAAGCAAAAAAAAAAACAUUUCAAAUUUCUGCUAUAAUUCUAUGUUAAAUAAUAUGUCGUCUGGUUUGUCUAAAAAUGUAUUGGACGUUAUGGUACAUUUUUUACUUAACCCAAAAACUUAGCCUCGAGACGCGUGAAACACUUGUCCAUAUCACAAAAACGUCAACUGUCAAUAGCAAACAUAGUAGACUAGGCGUCUAGUGCGCAUGUAAAUACACUGUGAAAAUUUUCAAUAAACACCAAACAAAAGCAUACAAUUACCGAUUUAAUUAUUGCACUCAAACCGAUACAAAAAAAAACAUUGUCAAACAGAAGCAUCACCAGCAAGGUUGAAUUACGAAAGCUGACGAAAAAAGGAAAAAAUCAGAAUUUAUAUUUAUAAAACUCCUCAAGAAAAU
Messenger RNA from Aedes aegypti (yellow fever mosquito), 6467 nucleotides. It is a transcript of the gene MYPT-75D, whose product is annotated as protein phosphatase 1 regulatory subunit 16A. Lineage: Eukaryota; Metazoa; Arthropoda; Insecta; Diptera; Culicidae. Bases 2804 to 5056 code for a protein of 750 amino acids. The transcript has 15 exons. Gene Ontology annotation, cellular component: cytoplasm. The record is from RefSeq and is a predicted model, not a curated record. Gene Ontology annotation, molecular function: protein binding; phosphatase regulator activity; enzyme inhibitor activity.